UUUGUAGCAAAGAAUUAAAAGUAUGAUUGGUAGAACUGUAAUAGUGUUAUUUUUAUGUUAUUAUUGGCAUAUAGUUUUAGCAUCUCAAUGUGGAAAGAUCCAUGUUAAUAAAUUGUCUGCUGAAGAAGCAAAGGAAAUAGUAGAUAAACAUAAUGAACUGAGAAGACUUAUUGCUACUGGAAAAACCCCAAAUCAACCACGUGGUGUCAAUCUUAGGAAAAUGAAAUAUGAUGACCGACUGGCACAUGAAGCUCAAAAAAUUGCAGAUUCUUGCGUUUUUGCACACAAAAAGGUCCUCGACAGUCGCUGGGAUAACGUCGGUCAAAAUUUGUUCAUGAGUCUGUCCACUGACCCUUCAAAUGGAUCCAGCUGGAAGGGUGCCAUACAGGAAUGGUUCGAUGAACAUAAGAAUUACAAAUAUAAAGAAGUCGAAAAGAAGGACGUUGGAAGAAAACCAGAUAUAUUACAUUAUACUCAAGUGAUUUGGGCGGAAAACGAAUACAUUGGAUGUGGAUAUACAUAUUUUCAAACUGAUGAAGCUUUUGGUUUUAAGAAACUCUAUGUGUGUAAUUAUGCACAGGGAAACGUGGUUGGUCAAUAUCCUUACAAAAGAGGCGAAUCCGGAUGUGAAAAUCUUUGCUAACUCACAAAAAUCUAUUUAUGAAUAUAGAUUAUUCAAUUAUGGUCCGCGUGCACAUUUUAAUUAUGUUGUCCAAUUAGUUUCUUUAAUAAUACUAGUAACUAGGCAAAUUUUUUGCAACCUUUGCUCGUCAUACAACAUAAAGUUCUUAAUUAAAUUAAGUUGUAAGUUUAUAGAUUGUAGAAUUUGGAAUCACAUCUGGUAUAACUUGUGAAUUUUUUGCUAUAAUCUGUUUUUAUAUUAUAGUAAUACAUUGUGUGAA
Molecule: messenger RNA, 902 nt
Organism: Anthonomus grandis grandis
Lineage: Eukaryota; Metazoa; Arthropoda; Insecta; Coleoptera; Curculionidae
Product: CRISP/Allergen/PR-1-like
Exons: 6
Coding region: 23-643 (206 amino acids)
Source: RefSeq, a predicted model, not a curated record